Molecule: messenger RNA, 1680 nt
Organism: Striga hermonthica
Lineage: Eukaryota; Viridiplantae; Streptophyta; Magnoliopsida; Lamiales; Orobanchaceae
Source: the annotation of a GenBank genome assembly
AUGCAGCCCGAUCAGAGGAAAAAGGUAGAUGUAGAAUUCUUCACUGAAUAUGGUGAAGGUAGUCGGUAUCGAAUUGAGGAGGUAAUUGGCAAAGGUAGCUAUGGUGUUGUGUGCUCGGCAUACGAUACUCACCUCGGGGAAAAAGUCGCUAUCAAGAAAAUAAAUGAUAUUUUCGAGCACGUAUCUGAUGCCACACGGAUUUUGCGCGAGAUUAAGCUUCUCAGGCUCCUCCGUCACCCGGACAUUGUUGAGAUCAAACAUAUCUUACUGCCGCCUUCUAGAAGAGAGUUCAAGGAUAUAUACGUCGUUUUCGAACUAAUGGAAUCUGAUCUUCAUCAGGUUAUCAAGGCAAAUGAUGACCUGACGCCAGAGCAUUAUCAGUUCUUUCUUUAUCAGCUUCUGAGAGGAAUGAAAUACAUACACACAGCUAAUGUGUUUCAUCGGGAUCUGAAACCAAAAAAUAUCCUGGCAAAUGCUGACUGCAAGCUUAAAAUAUGUGAUUUCGGUCUUGCAAGAGUGGCCUUCAAUGAUACACCUACCGCAAUAUUUUGGACAGACUAUGUUGCAACUAGGUGGUAUAGAGCUCCCGAAUUGUGUGGCUCUUUUUUCUCUAAGUAUACACCUGCCAUUGACAUCUGGAGUAUUGGCUGCAUAUUUGCUGAACUUUUGACUGGGAAACCACUAUUUCCGGGUAAAAAUGUGGUUCAUCAAUUAGACCUGAUGACUGAUCUGUUGGGCACUCCACCUCCUGAAACAAUUGCAAGGAUAAGAAACGAAAAGGCUAGGAGAUACUUAAGUAGCAUGAGAAAGAAGAAGGCGAUUCCUAUGUCCCUCAAAUUCCCGAAUGCUGACCCAUUGGCCCUCCGUUUGUUAGAAAGAAUGCUCGCUUUUGACCCCAAGGAUAGACCUUCUGCCGAAGAGGCCCUUGCAGAUCCAUACUUCCGGAACCUGGCUAGGGUUGAGAGAGAGCCUUCGGCACAACCAGUGACAAAAAUGGAAUUUGAAUUUGAAAGGAGAAGGAUCACAAAAGAUGAUGUCAGGGAGUUGAUAUAUAGGGAAAUUCUUGAAUAUCACCCGAAGAUGUUGAAAGAGUACCUGGAGGGAGCUGAGCCCACGAGUUUUAUGUAUCCGAGUGCCGUUGACAAAUUCAAGAAGCAAUUUGCAUUUCUUGAAGAGCGUUACAGAAACGGAGCAGCUUCUCCACUUGAGAGACAACAUUCAUCAUCUCUCCCCAGGCCGGCUGUAGUGUACUCAGACAGAUCAAACCAGAGCAUGGCUGAUGUUCCCUGUGAUCUUUCAAAGUGCUCAACUAACGAACAAGUCGAGAAGCCACAAAUUGAUCGGUCUUCUCUACUUCCUGUGAUGUCAAGGUUACCUGCCGAAGUUUCGCCAAGUAUCCAAUGUAGAGGAGCUGCAAGGCCUGGGAAAAUCAUUGGCCCGAUGUUAGGGUACAACACUUGUGAAGCAUUGGGCGAGACAAUAGAUGAGCGAAAAAUGACAAGAAAACCUACCCUCCCAUCCCAGUAUGUGUCCUACCCUAGAAAACACCCGGGCUGUAAGGUUGAAGGGGGUGAAGGCGUGAAUGAAGGCCCGAAUGGGAUCCAGCCCAAGCCCGAUCUUUACAUGGCCAGAAAAGUUGCUGCGUCCCAGGGUGGGCCCGGGAAUCACUGGUUGUUAUAA